This is a messenger RNA of Propithecus coquereli (Coquerel's sifaka), 722 nucleotides long. It is a transcript of the gene MS4A5, whose product is annotated as membrane-spanning 4-domains, subfamily A, member 5. Gene Ontology annotation, cellular component: plasma membrane. The record is from RefSeq and is a predicted model, not a curated record. Lineage: Eukaryota; Metazoa; Chordata; Mammalia; Primates; Indriidae. The coding region runs from base 92 to 664 and encodes 190 amino acids. The transcript is spliced from 5 exons. Gene Ontology annotation, biological process: cell surface receptor signaling pathway.
CAGACAGCAUUAGUACAAGAAAAGAACAUAGUCUAGACUGAAGUACCAACUAAAUCAUUUUCUGCCACUUCAAAAUAUCAACCACACUAUUAUGGAUUCAAGCGCUGCACACAGUCCCGUGUUUCUUGUAUUUCCUCCAGAGAUUGCUGCUCCCGAGUCUGAGUCAACAAACCUUUCAGCUGUGACCUAUGGGAAUCAAAGCCCCCUGCAAAAAUUAUUUGCUUCAAAAAUGAAAAUCUUAGGGACUACCCAGAUCCUGUUUGGAAUUAUGACCUUUUCUUUUGGAGUCGUUUUCCUGUUCACUUUGGCAAAACCAUAUCCAAGGUUCCCCUUUAUAUUUCUUUCAGGAUAUCCAUUCUGGGGCUCUGUUUUGUUCAUUAAUUCUGGAGCCUUCAUAAUUAUGCUGAAAAGAAAAACCACAGAAACUCUGAUAAUGAUGAGCAGAAUAAUGAAUUUCCUUAGUGCCCUGGGAGCAAUAGCUGGAAUCAUUCUCCUCACAUUUGGCUUCCUUCUAGAUCAAAACUACAUUUGUGGCUACUCUCCAGAAAAUAGUCAGUGUGAUGCUAUUGCCGUCCUAUUCGUGGGAAUUUUGAUUAUGCUGAUGACCUUCAGCAUUUUUGAAUUACUCAUUUCAUUGCCUUUCUCAAUUUUGGGGUGCCACUGAGAAGAUUGUGAGGACUGGUGUUGAAUAGCACUAUGAGAAUAAAGAUGCAUUAUAAUAU